Messenger RNA from Dromaius novaehollandiae (emu), 4917 nucleotides. RefSeq names its product two pore segment channel 2 (gene TPCN2). NCBI's taxonomy places the organism in Eukaryota, Metazoa, Chordata, Aves, Casuariiformes, Dromaiidae. The record is from RefSeq and is a predicted model, not a curated record. The transcript is spliced from 25 exons. Gene Ontology annotation, biological process: monoatomic ion transport; endocytosis involved in viral entry into host cell; transmembrane transport. Bases 90 to 2354 code for a protein of 754 amino acids. Gene Ontology annotation, molecular function: intracellularly phosphatidylinositol-3,5-bisphosphate-gated monatomic cation channel activity; ligand-gated sodium channel activity; voltage-gated channel activity. Gene Ontology annotation, cellular component: lysosomal membrane.
CAGCGGGCGGGGCCGUGCCGGCGCCCCGCCCCCCGCCGCGCCGGGCCGUGCCUCAGGGAGCGCGGCGGCGGCGGUGGCAGCGGCUGGUUAUGGAGCGGGCGGCGGGCGCUGAGACGGAGCCGCUGCUGCCUCCUCGGAGCCGGCCCGCGGGCGCGGCGCGGCGGCUGUGGUGGCGCGGCGGCAGUGCCCGCUCGGCGGGCGCCCCCGAGGAUGCUACUGGAGCUGAUAAUGACCUUUAUAUAAACCAAGCUGUAGUAUUUAUUGAAGAUGCAAUACAGUAUCGGUCUAUAAAUCACCGUGUGGACUCUAAAUCCCUAUGGCUUUAUCGAUGGUAUUACUCAAGAAUUUGCCAGUGGAUUUUGGGUUUAACCAUUACUAUAAUCCUGGCUUUGGCUUUCAUUGAAACACCUUCUUCACUUACUGUCACAUCAGAUAUACGAUAUCGCCUUCCUCCAUGGGAUCCCCCGUGUGGUCUAACAGAAAGCAUUGAGCUGCUUUGCUUCCUUGUGUUCAUGAUUGAUGUAUCAGUGAAGAGUUAUCUAAUUGGAUGGGAAGAAUUUCGGAAAACUAAAUGGCUGAUGGCUUAUAUGCUGACAUUAAUUGUUUCCCUUGCCGAUUGGAUUGUAUCGCUGAGCUUUUUCUGCAGAGAGAAUGUGAGAAUAAGAAGAAUUCUUCGGCCUUUUUUUCUCCUUCAGAAUUCUUCUAUGAUGAAGAAAACAUUAAAAAGCAUCAACAGCACUUUGCCUGAAAUGGCAAGUGUUGUUCUGCUACUAGGUGUUCAUCUGUCUCUCUUUACCAUGUUUGCCAUGCUGCUGUUUGCUCGAACAAAGGAUGGCCAGCAGGAUAAGGAAUGGGUGGGGUAUUUUCGGAAUUUGCCAGAUUCACUGACUUCACUGCUGGUGCUGCUUACUACUGCAAAUAAUCCUGAUGUAAUGAUUCCUGCAUAUUCUAAGAAUCGAGCCUAUUCGAUCUUCUUUAUACUCUUCACUGUAUUAGGCAACUUAUUUCUGAUGAACUUGCUGACAGCAAUAAUAUAUAACCAGUUUCGAGGAUAUCUUCUGAAAUCGGUUCAGUCUUCCCUCUUCAGGAGACGACUAGGAAUCCGGGCUGCAUUUGAAGUACUUUGUCCCCUGAAGGAGACUCCUGCUAAUGCACAAGAGCUGUAUGUCAGUGUUGGGGACUUACUUCAAGUGCUGCAGAAAGUUGAAAUGGAUUCUCGUUGCAAGCAAGCCAUCAUGAGAUCACUCAAAACAUGCUCCUGUGACCGGCUGUCAGCUGCCCAGUUUCAGAAGCUCUUUGAAGAACUAGACAAAGAUGCCGUUAAACAACAUCCUCCUAGUCCAGAGUACCAAUCACAUUUUAUGCGGAAAAUGCAGUUUGCCUUUGGCCAUCCUUACUUUGGCUACUUGGGGAAUGUUGUAGCCCUUGCAAACAUUGUUUCUAUCUGUGUGGUUUUGGUGAUGGAUGCAGAUAAACAGCCUUCUGAAAGAGAUGACUUCUUCCUGGGGGCUAUCAACUGCUUCUUCAUCUUGUACUAUCUGCUGGAAAUGUUGCUGAAAAUCUUGGCAAUGGGGUUAAAAAGAUACUUGUCUUACCCAAGCAAUAGAUUUGAUGGACUUCUGACUGGAAUUCUGCUGAUUUUGGAGAUUGCCACUUUUGCUGUGUACGGAUUUCCUCAUCCUGGCUGGAGACCUGAGUUGAUGGGCUUGCUAUCCCUGUGGGAUAUGGUUCGGCUGGUGAACAUGUUAAUUGUGUUCAGGUUCCUGCGGAUUAUUCCUAAUAUGAAGUUCAUGGCUUUAGUUGUGACUACACUGCUGGAUCUGGUAAAAAACUUGAGAGCCUUUGCAGGAAUUCUGGUGGUGGUUUUCUAUGCAUUUGCUAUAACUGGCAUAAUGCUAUUUAAAGGUGCUGUUGUUCCUAUGGGGAAUAUCAGUAUUGUCAAUACAACAUCUGGUAAUGGUAGUCUGCAGUGUGGGACCUAUGAGCAGCUGGAAUAUUGGCCAAACAACUUUGAUGACUUUGCUGCAGCGGUGGUGACCCUCUGGGAUGUGAUGGUGGUGAACAACUGGCAAGUCUUUCUGGAAGCAUUUUCAAGAUAUUCAAGUCCAUGGGCAAAGACCUAUUUUGUAGCCUGGUGGUUGAUCUCCUCUGUCAUCUGGGUCAAUCUCUUCGUAGCUUUACUUCUAGAGAACUUUAUUCACAAGUGGGACCGUCGCUGUCAUCGGGAACCUCUCUCUGACAUUGAAUACCAGAGGACAGUUGAACUAAUGUUCAGAGAUGUUUUGGAAGAACCUACAGAGGAAGAGCUAAUGGAAAGACUGCACCAGCAUCCACACCUGCAUUUAUGUAGGUGACUGAUUGGUGGGAAGGACUGAUUUAUUUAGCCCUUUAUUUUGUUGAGGUUGUCAGCUGGAAGAAACUGAAUGGAUUUUCUGUGAGAUGCUGUAAUAGGGGCUUGCAGGACAAUGUGUAAAGUUUUGGUUGGCAAUUCUCUGCAAGAGGAGUUUUUUUAUUAUUGGCUUACAUAUUUUUUUCUGGGGAAAAAAAGUAUGCGAAGCCUGCUUAUUUGACUUGAUUUUAAGUUGCAAUUUUACAGCAAUAUUGCAGCCAUUAUUUUUAUAAACUAUUGGUACCAGAAUAUUUUUAUUUUCUUUUUUUAAGAAGGGAAAGUGUUAAAAUGACAGUGCACUUUAAAACAUUGACUUUAUAACCACUAAGCCUGCUACUUUUUGCAGCACAAAAAUGGAACUGCCUCUUAUGGUAGGGGAGUGUGCCAAGGACUGUGCCUUGCAAUUCAUGAAUGGGCUAGGCAGGACUGGAACAAGAUCCUUAAUCCUUUUUGUAAUAAUGAAAGUUGAAACACUAUUUUUAUUAAAACAUGACACCAGCAUAUUUUACUUACUGAAUUUUCAGAAGUAGUUAAUCACUUUGGAACACAAUUAGGUUCAACUCACUGUUGAACUUAACAACAAGGAGUGUCUACCUGGCACCUCCUCUCUUUCUGUGUUUUUGACCUAGGGUUCAUGCUGGUUGCAUCACACUGAUAAUUUUGAGAACAGUUAUAACUUUGAAUGGAACAAUUAUACUCAUGGUUUUCAAUGCGAUAAAAUUGAGCUCUGCUUCAGAGUAAAUAUUCUCAUGUUGCUUUUUAGUAAACUCUUCCUUUUGCUUUCUUCCAAGUCUUGUUCUUUGCUGUAUAGUAUUCCAAGAAAAUGCUGAAGGGAAUGAAUUUUGGCCAGAAUGUAGCAUCAUGACCACUGUGAGUCUUCCACUUAAAGGUGUGUGUGGGGGGGGAGGUUGAAUGGGAUGAUCAAGUGUUUAGCAGCUCAGAUUUCCUUUUGAGUCCCUGGGGCUUGAAAGUGCUUAACCAGUGUUGCAAGAUCUUGUUCUUUUAUGGCUAUGUGGUCACGUGCUCUAUGCCACUAAGUUUGGUGACCUGGGUAAUACUUGUCAGGUAAAUAGCUUUGAUAACAAAUCUAGAGUCAAGAAUUAACACUAAGUUACAAAUGCAUGUUUUUCAUUUAUCUCUUAGUGUUCCACCAGAAAAGGUGUUUCUGUUUGGAUCUUCAUCUCAUAACUAGAAACUCACUAUGAAGAAUAGAAUUAAUCCCAACUACCAUUUUUAUGUGUAAAAAUGAAAUUACCCUCUGUGGUGGUGAUUAUCAUUGUUUGAAGCAGUUGCAACUAAAAUAGACUUUAUUGGGACCACAUCUGCAUUGACAAGGGCUUGGGGUGUGUGGGAAUGAAGUUAAAUUGCUUCUAUUUAUAAGCUACUUGAUCCAUUCAGAUAAUAGUAUUUUUGGAAAGCAUGCCAGGCAGUCAUCCUACUUUUCCAGUUUAUUCCCCUCCUCUCAAUUCCACCCCCCCCCAUCAGUCUCUUCUUUCUUUCCUGUGUUAGAGAGAGGAAAUUCUCUGGGAUGAUGGUCCGUUUGAGCUCAGCAGCAUAUUUCUGUGUUGUUGUCUGGCUGUUGUUUAGAAGUUAUGUGGUGAUUCUUGUCUGUUUCUUUACUUGCUGCUUAUUUUCCUUGUGCUGUGGAACAAAAUACAAGUGGUGGAAUUCGCAUAUGUGUAGAACAAAUAUGAAUUGAGCUCUGAGCCACUCCAGCAAUCUCUCCUUACUUCUGUGCUCUUGCUUCUUAGGCCAUGUUGUUAUUUGUGUGUACUCUCUUGUAUCCGUUCUGUAAUAAUCCACCUAGUUACUCACUUGCACUGGUUUCAGUGGCAUUACUGUUUUCUGGGGUCGUGCACUUAGAACACACAUCACAGCAAGUAAAGGCAUCAGCACAGCAUUUUCCUAGAUUUUGAUUUGUUUCUUUCAGUAUAGUUUUAUGUCAGGGUGGUUUCUGCUCCUAACAUGACUUAAUUGAUACUACUAAUUUAUUGGCACCUAAUAAUGGAGGUUAAAUACUCUAUUUACCUUCUUGCUCGGAAUUUCUUAUUUGCUUUGUUUUCUGCCUUUCUGAAUUCUUGGAAAAGUAGCUAUAUUUGCCUUGCUAAACAGGACGUGGCCAGUUCCUAUCUGCCUGCAAGUUUCACCUUCUUUGGUUCUUAACCUUUUCUUUGGCCAUUACAUUCCACUACAAUCUACGAAAGCAACAUGAAUUGGUGUGGCAUUAUCAUAAACCCCAUAAGUGUCUCCAGUAUGCAGUCUUUUUGCAUCUGGACAAAUAGGAAGGGAAUACUUUUAGUCCUCUGUUUUGCAUUUGUGUAAUAGACUGAGAAUGUAACUAGAAGUUGAUACAAAAAUGUGUCUAAUGUCAAUCAUACUGUAAGAUAUAAAUGACCACAUGAUACAAGUCUUAUGCAAUAAUUGUAUAAAUCAUGAAAAUGAAUGUAUGUAACUGGGUAAAGUUUGAGGUCUAUAUAAUUAAAAAAAAAGUUCCUUCUUAAAAUAUGGAAAUCAUUGAAAUGUUGAAA